Messenger RNA from Menidia menidia (Atlantic silverside), 2520 nucleotides. The record is from the annotation of a GenBank genome assembly. Lineage: Eukaryota; Metazoa; Chordata; Actinopteri; Atheriniformes; Atherinopsidae.
CAGGGCGCACACUAAAGCAACGCAGCCUGCGUGGGAGAGCCGCGGGUUAACAUUUACUUAAGUUAUUCACUUCACGUGGCUAGAACCGAUGAUUCUCUGCUAAUCCUACACUACUUUCAAAUCACCAAGUCUCCACCUCAGCGCGUGAUACCGCCACCCGGGACCGGACUGCGUGCGCAUUUGGUCAGAGAUGAACUCAGAGGUGGAUUACGGAGGCUCGGGGAGCAGCGGGAACGGAAAGCUGCGCCAGUGGCUCAUCGAGCAGGUGGACUGCGGGAAAUAUCCGGGUCUGGUGUGGGAGAACGACGAGAAGACCAUCUUCAGGAUACCGUGGAAACACGCAGGGAAACAGGACUACAACCGGGAUGAGGAUGCCGCGCUUUUUAAGGCCUGGGCUCUUUUCAAAGGAAAGUUCCGAGAGGGGAUCGACAAGCCGGACCCUCCGACCUGGAAGACGCGCCUCCGCUGCGCCCUCAACAAGAGCAACGACUUCGAGGAGCUGGUGGAGAGAAGCCAACUGGACAUCUCGGAUCCCUACAAAGUGUACCGCAUCAUCCCCGAGGGCGCCAAGAAAAGGCCCAGGCAGGAGGACAGCCCUCUGAGUCCGGUGGGCUUCCAGAUGCACCCCUCCUACCCUGCCGUGCCGACUCAGAUGCCCCAGUACAUGCCCAGUCCGGAGUGCACCUGGAGAGAGUACUGCCAGGAGCCGGCCUCCCUUCCCGAGCUGUCCUUCGCCCAGUGUCCCUGCCCCCCCCGCAGCCUGCCAUGGCAGACCCCGUCCAUAGAGAAUGGGUAUCAGCUCAGAGCUUCCAUUUACUCCUACGGACCCGCUGACAGCCAGCCCUCACCCUUCAGCCUGGAUGCCAGCAUCAGAUCAGCAGAAGCACUUUCAGACUUCCGUCUUCAUGUGUCGGUGUAUUUGCGGGACACUCUGGUCAGGGAGGUGACCACAUCCAGUCCAGAGGGCUGCCACAUCACUCCCUGCUCCCCGGAGAAGCACUACGUGUCGCCCGGGAGCCCCGAGGUGGUGCCGCUGCCCGUGGACGGCUUCUCGACCCCGAGGAGGCCGGACGAGUGUCCCCCGAGUCCUCCGUCCAGCCUGGAGCGAGGCGUCAUACUCUGGAUGUGCCCCGACGGGCUCUACGCCCGCAGGCUGUGUCAGAGCAGGGUGUACUGGCAGGGCGGCCUGUCGGCAUUCGGGGACAAACCCAACAAGCUGGAGAGAGAAGUCACCUGUAAACUCCUUCACACACAGGACUACCUCACAGAAAUCCAGAGCUACGGGCUCCACAAUCGGCCACUGUCUCGUUUCCAGGUCCUGCUGAGUUUUGGAGACGAAUGUCUGGACCCACAGAGACCAAGACGAACCCUCAGUGUCCAGGUGGAGCCCCUGUUCGCGAGGCAGCUCCUGUACUAUGCCCAGCAGACGGGCGGUCACUACUACCGGCCGUAUGAACACCCAUCUGUGACUGACCACAUAAGCACCUCAGAGGACUACCAGAGAGCCAUCACACACCACCACAGCAGCAGCCUGCAGGAGUGAACUGUGGCUUCAAGUGACUGUUCAAAGCCUAAAGAGGCAGCUAACAGAUUGUAUACUGCAGACCAGGAAACUCAAUGAAAGGAGACAAACAUGGGCAAUUUUUUACAUUAUGACGAGAAAAACAAUGGACGUUUACUUAGCAGCUGUUUGCCUUGUUGUGGUCUCUGUUGUCCUUCCAUUUCUGGGCACAAUUCCAGACUUUCUAUGCAAUUAAAACUGACAGCUGAGGUGAUUGUACAGUAAAACGGCCUUUCCUUGCCUUAGGUAGACAAAUAGUGGCCUUUUUUAUGAUUGAAUGAUUUGUGAAGCUGAGAAUAUGACAAAAGUUGUAGACAAACCAGUUGUUAAAUAACCAGGCUGGUGUUUCUUUUAAAUAAAAUUAACUGGCUGGUAACUUUAGCUUAGCUUAGCAUAAAGGUUGGAAACGAAUGGAAAGCUUGGCAAAACACACUGCUAUGUAUUCACUGUAAAACCAGGUUUAAGGUUCUUGUUGUUAGGCUUAGCAAUCAAGAAUAUUCACAUAAGAUUCAGAAGUGCUGAGGGGGAUUGUUUUAGACUUAAAAAAGCCCAGGCUAGCCGCUUCCCUCUGUUUUCUAACCUUUGUGCAAUGCUAAACUAGACCAACUGCCUCCAGUUUAAUACACAUUAUAUCACUCUUUGUUAACUUCCCCUCUGCUAGCACAAAAAGGGAAUUUUUGUAAAUCUUAAUCCAACAUUUCAUGGAUAUUUUUUAAAACUUUUUUGUACAUACUUUGCUUUUGCAAGGAGACACUAUUGCUACUGUAAAUUAUGAAUGGCUUUGUUAGUGCGGUUUGCCUGAAAGCAGUGUUUCCUCCCCUCGUUUUUAAAUGUAAUUUUUGUAAUUAAGAAGAAAUAAAAUGUGAGAAGUCACAGGCCCUCUUCACAACUGUGCAAGCUCCUCGGGUAUCAUAAGCACUGUGUGUGCAUGGUCUAAACAGGAAGUGUGGUUCAGAGGC